UAGUUUUAGCUGCCACUUUCGAGUGAGUCAUGCACGGUAGCAGUAUCUGCCCGAGCCGCACAUCUGGUUCCUCGGCGGGACCAGUGGACUCCGAUAGCACGGUGCAAUCCCAAAACAAAGGUGGUGGGCUGGAGGCGCCAGCACCCCCGGCUCAGUCUUCCGACCACUGCUCUGCAGUCGUCCCAGAGCCAGAGCGCAAGGAUAUGCCGGAGCUUGUGGUGACCACGCUGCUCGCGCCCUCACGCAUCUCGCUGAAGCUGCUGCGGGCAUUGGUGAUGAGCUUAGUGUACUUGGCUGCCUUGGUGGCCGCCUUUGUCUAUAGCUGCAUUGCGCUCACCAAUGUGUUGUGCCACCCUCGCCGGGGCUGCUGUGGCCGCCAGAGGUUGUCUGCCCCAGAGUGCCUGAGAGACCCUACGCUGGGCGAGCAUUGCUUUCUAACCCUCAGGAGUUCCGGCCUGCGUCUGCACUAUAUCUCUGCUGGUCGUGGCAAUGGACCCCUCAUGCUCUUUCUUCAUGGCUUCCCAGAGAACUGGUUCAGCUGGCGCUACCAGCUGCGAGAGUUCCAAAGCCAUUUCCAUGUAGUGGCUGUAGACAUGCGUGGUUAUAGCCCCUCUGACGCUCCAAAGGAAGUGGAUUGUUACACUGUUGACUUGCUGUUGGCUGACAUCAAGGAUAUCAUCCUAGGCCUGGGGUACUCCAAGUGCGUUCUCGUGGGCCAUGACUGGGGCGCCACCCUGGCCUGGGAGUUCUCCAUCUACUUCCCGUCCCUAGUGGAUCGUAUGGUUGUGGUCAGUGGACCUCCCAUGUCAGUGUUCCAAGAAUACUCAACCCACCACAUCAGCCAGUUGUUCCAAUCAAACUACAUGUUCCUGUUCCAGCUUCCCCGGCUGCCAGAGAGACUGUUGUCUCUGUCUGACUUCCAGAUUCUCAAAGACACAUUCACUAACCGCAAGAACGGCAUCCCACGACUGACUCCUUAUGAACUUGAAGGUUUCCUUUAUCACUUCUCGCAACCUGGAUGCCUCACUGGGCCCAUCAACUACUACCGGAACUUGUUCAGGAACUUCCCCCUGGAGCCCAAGGAACUGUCAACACCCACACUGCUGCUGUGGGGGGAGAAAGACAACUCUUUUCAGCAGGGGCUGGUGGAAGCCAUUGGAAGCCAUUUUGUGCCAGGCCGUCUGGAAAGCCACAUUUUGCCAGGCAGUGGGCACUGGAUUCCACAGAGCCAUCCUCAGGAGAUGCAUCAGUACAUGUGGGCCUUCUUGCAAGACCUGCUGGGCUAGAAGCUCUUGUCUACCAACCUCACAUUGACAUGUCGGAGCUUAUGUCCCCUGUGUACCUGGGAGUCCAUGCAGUGUGUAUACAGGGUGGACUCCCAGAUUACCCGGAGCAAAUAACCCCGAGUUGCACACAGUAGCGUCUGUGAAUAUCUUGCCUCACACAUAGCCUGGAUGUUCGCAUGAGCAGCCACUUUGACCUUGGUAGCCAGAUAUGCCUCUCCUUGGUGGAGAUAGAUGCCGUAUCACUCCUUCUCAAAGCCUCCCUGCCCCAGCGGCUGCACAAACCACAAAUUCUAACCUUUCUGUCUUGUUUGCCACCCCCUAGUCUGAAGUUCAAGUCUUCCUUAAUAUUGCAUCCAAUAUAUUUCUUAACACACAGUGAUACUUCAAUUUAAAUGUUAAUGAGCUAAGAUGAACCACUAUGAAAAAUAGAGUGUCUCUGGAGCCAGGAAGAUGACUUAGUGAUUAAAAGCAUUUGUUGCUCUUGUAGAGGAUAUGAGUUCUAUUCAUACCCUCUACCCACAUGAGUUCAGCACCCACAUGGAGUUUCACAACCAUCCAUAAAUCCAUGUUCAGGAGAUCUGACACCUUCUUCUGCUAUCCCUGAGCAAUAGGCACGCAUAUAGCCUACACACAUACCUGUGAGUUAAAAUACAUCUACAUAUAAAAAAGACAAUAAAGAAUUUAUUUAGCCGGACGGUGGUGGCAUAUGCCUUUAAUCCCAGCGUUUGGGAGGCAGAAGCAGGCAGAUUUCUGAGUGCGAGGCCAGCCUGGUCUAUAGGUCUACAGAAUGAGUUCCAGGACAGGCAGAGCUAC
Molecule: messenger RNA, 2099 nt
Organism: Apodemus sylvaticus (European woodmouse)
Lineage: Eukaryota; Metazoa; Chordata; Mammalia; Rodentia; Muridae
Gene: Ephx3
Product: epoxide hydrolase 3
Exons: 7
Coding region: 30-1286 (418 amino acids)
Cellular component (GO): intracellular membrane-bounded organelle
Molecular function (GO): hydrolase activity
Source: RefSeq, a predicted model, not a curated record